This is a messenger RNA of Penicillium maclennaniae, 765 nucleotides long. RefSeq names its product SDR family NAD(P)-dependent oxidoreductase. The coding region runs from base 1 to 765 and encodes 254 amino acids. The record is from RefSeq and is a predicted model, not a curated record. Gene Ontology annotation, molecular function: oxidoreductase activity. The transcript is spliced from 2 exons. Lineage: Eukaryota; Fungi; Ascomycota; Eurotiomycetes; Eurotiales; Aspergillaceae.
AUGGAAUCCUUCAAAGACAAAGUCUACGUUGUAACAGGCCUUGGCGGCAUCGGCUUAGCCGUUGCAAAGCAGCUUCACGCCUACGGCGCACGUCUCUCCCUAGCUGACAUAUCCGAAACGACCCUCAACAACGCCGUGCGCACCAUCACCAAUUCCGACACACAUCCUUCUAUUCUCUCGACCGUCGUAGAUAUCGGCUCGUCAUCCGCCGUCAACGACUGGAUCAAGACUACAGUCUCGCAUUUUGGCAAACUCGACGGUGCAGCGAAUAUGGCUGGUGCGAUUGGGAAGAACCACGGUGUGGGAAAGUUCAUCGACCUGGAAGACGAUGAGUGGGACAUGCUAGUACGGGUUAAUUUAUCCGGCAUGAUGUAUUGUCUUCGUGCCGAAGUAAAGGCAAUCAUGGCAUCUGCACCUGGGGGAAAAGGCAGUAUUGUGACUGCGUCGAGCAUUCAGGGCUUGCGUGGGUUCCCGCUACAUACGGCGUAUUCGACGACUAAGCAUGGGGUCAUUGGGUUGACGCGAUCUGUGGCGAAGGAAGUCGGGCCACAUAUUCGGGUCAACUCAGUUGCGCCUGGUUCGAUUCAGACCCCGUUGCUUGAUCAGGCGGCUGUUAUCCAGGGCGGGCCUACCGUUCCCGACACAGUCAUUCCGCGCGUCGGCACACCUGAUGAGGUGGCGCAGACAGUGGUGUUUUUGCUGAGCGAUGCCGCGUCGUAUACGACUGGGCAGGUGUAUAGUGUCGACGGUGGAUGGGAUCCAUAG